Molecule: messenger RNA, 2295 nt
Organism: Biomphalaria glabrata
Lineage: Eukaryota; Metazoa; Mollusca; Gastropoda; Planorbidae
Product: mucin-2-like
Exons: 3
Coding region: 1-2295 (764 amino acids)
Source: RefSeq, a predicted model, not a curated record
AUGGACAGGCCUGCCAUUGAAAGAGGCAAAGGACAGUUAGGAAUGGAGAAAGACGGUCGACAAAUCUUGCUUGGUGCUUCAACGGUCAAGCAGACUAAGGUAAAAGGUAGGCACAGUCAACACUUUGACCAACUGCCAACACUUCCAACAACAACCAACACUUCCACCAACAGCCAACACUUCCACCAACAGCCAACACUUCCACCAACAGCCAACACUUCGACCAACAACCAACUUCCGCCAACAGCCAACACUUCCACGAACAACCAACACCUCGACCAACAGCCAACACUUCCACCAACAGCCAACACUUCCACCAACAGCCAACACUUCCACCAACAGCCAACACUUCGACCAACAACCAACACCUCGACCAACAACCAACUUCCGCCAACAGCCAACACUUCCACGAACAACCAACACCUCGACCAACAGCCAACACUUCCACCAACAGCCAACACUUCCACCAACAGCCAACACUUCGACCAACAACCAACACCUCGACCAACAACCAACUUCCGCCAACAGCCAACUCUUCCACGAACAACCAACACCUCGACCAACAGCCAACACUUCCACCAACAGCCAACACUUCCACCAACAACCAACACUUCCACCAACAACCAACACCUCGACCAACAACCAACACCUCGACCAACAGCCAACACCUCGACCAACGGCCAACACUUCCACCAACAAUCAACACCUCGACCAACAACCAACACCUCGACCAACAACAAACACCUCGACCAACAGCCAACACCUCGACCAAAAACCAGCUUCCAUCAACAGCCAACAAUUCGACCAACAACCAACACCUCGACCAACAACCAACACCUCGACCAACAACCAAAACAUCGACCAACAACCAACACCUCGACCAACAACCAACACCUCGACCAACAACCAACACCUCGACUAACAACCAACACCUCGACCAACAACCAACACCUCGACCAACAACCAACACCUCGACCAGCAACCAACACCUCGACCAACAACCAACACCUCGACCAACAACCAACACUUCCACCAACAACCAACACUUCGACCAACAACCAACACCUCGACCAACAACCAACAACUCGACCAACAACCAACACCUCGACCAACAACCAACACCUCGACCAACAACCAACACUUCGACCAACAACCAACACUUCGACCAACAACCAACACCUCGACCAACAGCCAACACUUCCACCAACAGCCAACACUUCCACCAACAGCCAACACUUCCACCAACAACCAACACCUCGACCAACAACCAACACCUCGACCAACAACCAACAAACAACACUUCGACCAACAACCAACACUUCGACCAACAACCAACACCUCGACCAACAACCAACACUUCGACCAACAACUAACACCUCGACCAACAACCAACACUUCGAACAACAACCAACACCUCGACCAACAACCAACACCUCGACCAACAACCAACACCUCGACCAACAGCCAACACCUCGACCAACGGCCAACACUUCCACCAACAAUCAACACCUCGACCAACAACCAACACCUCGACCAACAACCAACACCUCGACCAACAGCCAACACCUCGACCAAAAACCAGCUUCCAUCAAUAGCCAACAAUUCGACCAACAACCAACACCUCGACCAACAACCAACACCUCGACCAACAACCAAAACAUCGACCAACAACCAACACCUCGACCAACAACCAACACCUCGACCAACAACCAACACCUCGACCAACAACCAACACCUCGACUAACAACCAACACCUCGACCAACAACCAACACCUCGACCAACAACCAACACCUCGACCAGCAACCAACACCUCGACCAACAACCAACACCUCGACCAACAACCAACUUCCACCAACAACCAACACCUCGACCAACAGCCAACACUUCGACCAACAACCAACACCUCGACCAACAACCAACUUCCACCAACAACCAACUUCCACCAACAUCCAACUUCCACCAACAACCAACUUCCACCAACAACCAACUUCCACCAACAACCAACACCUCGACCAACAACCAACUUCCACCAACAACCAACUUCCACCAACAACCAGCUUCCACCAACAGCCAACACUUCAACUAUUCCACCUACAUCCAACAGUUCCACAGUUCCACCUACAACCAACACUUCCACAGUUCCACCAACAACCAACACUUCUACAGUUCCACCAACAACCAACACUUCCACAGUUCCACCAACAACCAACACUUCCACAGUUCCACCAACAACCAACACUUCCACAGUUCCACCUACAACCAGCACCUCUACCAACAACCAACACUUCGACUAG